This is a messenger RNA of Necator americanus (New World hookworm), 210 nucleotides long. RefSeq lists its product as uncharacterized. Bases 1 to 210 code for a protein of 69 amino acids. The transcript has 3 exons. NCBI's taxonomy places the organism in Eukaryota, Metazoa, Nematoda, Chromadorea, Rhabditida, Ancylostomatidae. The record is from RefSeq and is a predicted model, not a curated record.
AUGAGCUUUUCGGCGGACCCACUGCGAAAUGGACAUGUUGCUAUCGCGACUCGUUCAAUUCUCGCAGAAUCUCAGCUGCGAUCAUCUUCCUCACCUGUGACCUCCGUGGUUUCCGGCUGCUUUUUCAGCCAAAUUUGUAAACAUUCUUCCAUAAUUUCUCACACUACAACGCUCCGAGAAGGGGCACUAUGUAGAGCAACAGCGCCAUAA